Erigeron canadensis is the source of this 3193-nucleotide messenger RNA. Its product is annotated as DNA mismatch repair protein MSH2. Gene Ontology annotation, biological process: mismatch repair; mitotic recombination. Lineage: Eukaryota; Viridiplantae; Streptophyta; Magnoliopsida; Asterales; Asteraceae. Gene Ontology annotation, cellular component: nucleus; MutSalpha complex. Bases 34 to 2844 code for a protein of 936 amino acids. The transcript is spliced from 13 exons. The record is from RefSeq and is a predicted model, not a curated record. Gene Ontology annotation, molecular function: mismatched DNA binding; ATP binding; ATP-dependent DNA damage sensor activity.
UAUUAUUAACCAAAAUCAAUCAAUCAAUAAAUCAUGGAUGUUGAUUUGCAGGAUCAUAACAAAAUUCCUGACCUCAAAUUAGAUGCUAAACAAGCUCAAGGAUUUCUAACCUUCUUCAAAAGAUUGCCUAAUGAUGUGAAGGCGGUUCGGUUAUUCGAUCGACGGGAUUAUUUCACCGCUCAUGGGGAAAAUGCGUCUUUUAUUGCAAAAACUUAUUACAAUACCACAACAGUCUUAAGACAAAUUAGCAAUGGGUCUGAUGCUUUGUCUAGUGUUAGUGUCAACAAAAAUAUGUUUGAGACGAUUGUCCGUGAUCUGCUAUUGGAGAGAACUGAUCAUAGCCUUGAGCUGUAUGAGGGCUCUGGCUCAAACUGGAGAUUAGUAAAAAAGGGAACCCCUGGUAAUCUUGGCAGCUUUGAAGACAUUUUAUUCGCCAAUAAUGACAUGCAUGACUCACCAGUGAUAGUUGCUCUAGUUCCAAACUUCCGUGAUACAGGGUGCACUGUUGGUUUGGGCUAUGUUGAUCUUGCCAAAAGGGUGCUAGGAAUUGCUGAGUUUCUUGAUGAUACCCACUUUACAAACGUUGAAUCUGCUCUAGUCGCACUUGGCUGCAAAGAAUGUCUUUUGCCUAUGGAAAUCACCAAAUCAAGUGAGUGUAAACCUUUGUAUGAUGUAAUGUCAAGAUGCGGUGUGAUGGUAACCGAAAGAAAGAAAGCAGAGUUUAAAGGACGAGACUUAGCACAAGAUCUAGGUAGACUGGUCAAAGGUUCUAGUGAACCUGUUCGUGACCUAGUUUCGGCAUUUGAAUAUGCCCCUGGAGCUUUAGGGGUAUUAUUGUCUUAUGCUGAGUUACUUUCUGAUGAAAAUAAUUAUGGAAAUUAUACUAUCAGUCAAUAUAAUCUUAACAGUUGCAUGAGAUUAGACUCUGCUGCUAUGAGGGCAUUGAAUGUUAUGGAGAGUAAGACGGACGCAAACAAAAACUUCAGUCUAUUUGGUCUUAUGAAUAGAACUUGUACAGCUGGAAUGGGUAGAAGGUUGCUACACAUGUGGCUAAAGCAACCUUUGUUGGAUGUAACAGAGAUAAAUGAACGGCUAGAUCUAGUGCAAGCUUUUGUGGACGAUGCCGCCUUCCGUCAGGAUUUGAGGCAGCAUUUGAAGCGGAUAUGUGAUAUUGAGCGACUAAUGCGCAAUAUUGAAAAGCGAAGAGCUAGUUUGAUGCAUAUAGUCAAGCUGUAUCAGUCAAGCAUCAGAAUGCCAUAUAUUAAAACUGCCAUGGAACGGUACGACGGUCAAUUUGCACCGUUAGUUAAGGAAAAGUACAUGGAUCGUUUAAAUUGUCUGACCAAUGAUGAUCACCUGAAUAAGUUUAUUGGUCUUGUGGAAAUUUCUGUUGACCUUGACCAACUUGAGAAUGGCGAAUACAUGAUUUCACCUGGUUAUGAUUCCCAGUUGUCAGCCCUAAAAAAUGAGCAAGAGUUACUUGAACAGCAAAUACACGAUUUGCAUAAAGAGACUGCGGAGGAUCUUGAUCUGUCAGUUGAAAAGACUCUAAAGUUAGAUAAAGGUACACAAUUUGGACAUGUUUUUAGAAUCACAAAGAAAGAAGAACCAAAAAUACGGAAGAAGCUCAAUAGCCAAUUUAUUGUUCUUGAAACUCGAAAAGAUGGUGUCAAAUUUACAAAUACUAAGCUUAAGAAAUUGGGAGACCAAUAUCAGAAGAUAUUAGAGGAAUAUAAGAGCUGUCAAAAGGAGCUGGUAGCCAGAGUUGUUUCAACUGCUGCUACUUUCUCUGAGGUGUUUGAGGGCCUGGCUACGCUUCUCUCGGAACUUGAUGUUUUGCUUAGCUUUGCUGAUCUGGCAGCUAGCAGCCCAACCCCUUAUACUAGACCAGAAAUCACAUCAUCGGAUGCAGGAGAUAUUAUAUUAGAAGGCUGUAGACACCCAUGUGUGGAAGCUCAAGACUGGGUGAAUUUUAUACCAAACAAUGUCAAACUUGUUAGGGAAAAAAGCUGGUUUCAAAUUAUCACAGGACCUAACAUGGGAGGAAAAUCUACAUUUAUACGUCAGGUUGGUGUGAACAUUCUUAUGGCACAAGUGGGUUCUUUUGUUCCUUGUGACAAAGCUAGCAUUUCUGUUCGUGACUGUAUAUUUGCUCGUGUGGGUGCUGGUGAUUGCCAGUUACGUGGAGUUUCUACCUUUAUGCAAGAAAUGCUUGAGACAGCUUCAAUUUUGAAAGGUGCCACUGAUAAGUCACUGAUAAUUAUUGAUGAGUUGGGUCGUGGAACAUCGACUUAUGAUGGAUUUGGUUUAGCUUGGGCCAUUUGUGAACACUUGGUUGAAGUGGUUAAAGCACCUACCUUGUUUGCUACUCACUUUCAUGAGUUGACUGCAUUAGCUCAUGAAAAUGCCGGUCAAUCGUCUGGUAUAGCAAAUUAUCACGUUAGUGCACACAUUGACUCCUCGAGCCGAAAACUAACAAUGCUCUACAAGGUUGAACCAGGGGCUUGUGAUCAGAGUUUUGGCAUUCAUGUUGCAGAGUUUGCCAACUUUCCUGAAAGUGUUGUUUCUCUUGCUCGAGAAAAAGCGGCCGAGUUAGAGGAUUUCUCACCUGUUUCAAUUGUAUCUAACCAAGCUGAACAGGAGGCUGGUAGUAAACGAAAGAAACCAUCUGAAGCAGAUGACAUGGUUUUAGGAGUUCCUCGUGCUCGUAAGUUUUUGGAGGACUUCUGUGAGUUGCCAAUUGCAAAAAUGGACUUCAAGCAGGCAUUGCAAGAAGUGAAAAGGCUAAAGAAUGAUUUGCAGAAUGAUGCCAGCAACUGUAAAUGGCUUCAACAAUUCCUUUAGUUGCCCUAUAAACUGAAGUUAUGCUUUCCUUUACAUUUUGAUCAUUGCCACAAAUUUCCUGUUCUCCCGUGACCACCUUACAUCCUUUGGGUUCUGUGAAUUUAGACCAAUACCUUUUGGUCAUUUUGUUUUGUUUGGUGCAGGGACGGGGUGUGUUUUGGGAGGGGCUCUUUUGUAGAACAGUAAUUUUAGAUGUCCUAUCUAUGUAGAUGUUUACAGUAACGAGUAUAUAAAGAAGUAGAACUUAUGGUAUGUUUCUAUGGCAUUGCAGUGAUUAUCAAUUAAUCAAUAUAAAGUUUGUGUUUGCACGUGAUUUAGAUAUUUUUCUCUGUACUUCCGUAGUAGAGAA